CAGGUGUACGAGGAAGGUUAAGCUCGGACUGUAGCUGCUUGCCGUACCAGUUCUCCUGCCCUCGCUUGACGGAGGACGCGGAGUGUAUGUGUAUCCCUCUUAAAUGGAGAUGCGAUCAAGAUGAUGAUUGUGGGGACAAUGGAGAUGAGAUAGAUUGUGAGCGUCCCACGUGUAAGGAGUCAGAGUUCAGCUGUGGUACUGGUGUAUGUAUCCCAUCAGACUGGGUCUGUGAUGGAGACUAUGACUGUAAAGAUAAUUCAGAUGAAGCAGAAUGCUCACGUGUAGAAUGUGAAGGGGAGGACCUGUUUAGGUGUAACAAUGAUCACUGUAUCAGAAGUGCAUUCGUUUGUGAUGGUGAUAAUGAUUGUAAAGAUGGAUCAGAUGAAACUUGCAUGACGGUAUGUAGUGAGGGUGAGUUUACCUGUGACGGAGGGGGCUGCAUCGAUGAGGCAUGGAAGUGUGAUGGUGAUAGAGACUGCAGCGAUGGAUCCGAUGAAAAGAACUGCUCCCACCACGACACAGGAGCCUGCACACAAGGUCAAUUCACAUGUAACACAGGCCAAUGUAUUCUAAUGCAUUAUAUGUGUGAUGGGGAGAGAGACUGCGAUGAUAAUAGUGAUGAAGAUCAUUGUGCUAACAUUACAUGCAGAGAUAAUGAGUUCCUGUGCGCUAAUAACAUAUGCAUCACAGCGCAGUGGUAUUGUGACGGUGACUAUGAUUGUGAGGACCAGUCUGAUGAGCAGAACUGUCCGGUAACAACGUGUCUGUCCAACCAGUUCCAAUGUGCUUCAGGGCGGUGUAUUACAGCAGCCUGGGAAUGUGACGGGGAGAAUGAUUGUGGAGAUAAUAGUGAUGAGGAAUCUUGUAGACCAACCCUAUGCAACGUAAACCAAUUCAAGUGCAAUAAUAAUCGUUGCGUAGGGAACAGGAAAGUUUGUAACGGUCGAGACGAUUGUGGUGACGGUAGUGAUGAGUUAGUUGAACCGGAUGGACCAUGCAAUAUUAUUGAUCCCUUCUCAUCAUGUGGUUCCGAUAAUGGAGGUUGUGAACACACAUGUACAGAUGUCAGUUCAGGUGUUCGCUGCUCCUGCAGAGAGGGCUAUACAUUGGAUAUCAAUGGAAAGACUUGUAGAGACAUCAAUGAGUGUCUCGUGGAAGGCAUCUGCAGCCAGGUAUGCACCAACACCAGAGGUUCCUUCCUCUGCACCUGUGUGGAGGGUUACGAACUACGACUCGACGGCAAGACAUGCAAAGCCCAGGGUCCAGAACCCUACCUCCUCUUCGCAAACCGCAUCGACAUCCGGCGGCUGGAGCCUCUGCAUUCCAGCUUCACCCCGAUCCUGAGAGGGCUAGAGAACGCCAUCGCCCUUGAUUAUCAUAUCGAGCAGCAGCUGGUGUUUUGGUCGGAUGUGAGCUUGGAUAGCAUCAAGAGGGCGUACCUCAAUGGCACGGAAGUCAUGGAUGUCGUUUCCACGGGAUUAGAGAGUCCAGGUGGAGUGGCAGUCGACUGGAUAGGUAAUAAACUAUUCUGGAGUGAUUCAGGAACGUCCAAGAUUGAAGUGUCACAUCUUGAUGGUUCCUCACGCUCAGUUCUUAUCUGGGAAGGUCUGGAGAAACCAAGAGCUCUGGCUUUACAUCCUGUCAAAGGCAUGAUUUACUGGACAGACUGGGGAAGUCUGCCUAAGAUCGAGAGAGCCAACAUGGACGGUUCCGGGAGACAGGUCGUCGCUGAUACAACGCUCUUCUGGCCCAAUGGUCUUACUUUGGACUACGCAACUGACAAACUGUUCUGGGCGGAUGCCAAGCAUCACUCUAUUGAGAGUGCUAACCUGGAUGGGAGCGGGAGAAAGAUCGUCAUUAAUCAAGGUCUGCCACACCCAUUUGCGAUCACCCUGUUUGAGGAUUACAUUUACUGGACGGAUUGGCAUACUAAGAGUAUCAACACGGCUAACAAGUUCACUGGGACAGAUCUAACCAUCAUCCAAGGGCAGCUGCAUUUCCCUAUGGAUAUACAUACCUUCCAUCCUCAGAGACAACCUAAUGGGAGUAAUCUCUGUCUGAUGUCUUCGUGCAGUCAUCUAUGUCUGCAGAGAGGAACAAUAGAUAUCACCUGUGGCUGUCCUACUGGUUUCAAACUCAUCAAUAGGACUCACUGUGCUGAGACUAUUGACAGCUACCUCCUGUUCAGCAGAGAAACCGACAUCAGACGGAUCUCCUUUGAUACGGACGACGGCUCCGAUGUCGUGUUGCCCUUGUCUGGUCUCAAACAAGCGGUGGCGCUAGACUGGGAUGAUGUUGAUGGGGGUUUUGUCUACUGGGGCGACGUGAGCACCAAUAAGAUCAACCGGGCUCGUUGGAAUGGAUCAGAGCAAGAAAUGAUCCUAUCCAACAACAUGGACAGUCCUGCUGGCUUGGCCAUAGAUUGGAUCACCAGUAAAAUCUACUGGACUGAAGCCACUAAUAACCGCAUUGAGGUGGCUAACGUUGAUGGUUCUAUGAGAUCGGUCCUGAUCUGGGAGGACCUGGACCGGCCGAGAGAUAUCAUUGUAGACCCAAUCUCAAGCUUGAUAUAUUGGACAGAUUGGGGAUCAGACCCCAAGAUUGAGCGCUCCAGUAUGGAUGGGUCUGAACGUCGGGUCCUGGUCUCCUACGGGCUGUUCUGGCCUAAUGGGUUAGUCCUGGACCGGGAUGAACAGAGGUUAUACUGGGCUGAUGCUGGGACUAAGAGAAUCGAGUUUACCAGUCUAGAUGGAAGUUAUAGAGAGAUUCUUAUCAGUCUGAAUGUCCCUCACCCAUUUGGCUUGGCCAUUCACAAUGACCAAAUCUACUGGACGGAUUGGGAGAGAAAGAGUGUUGAAAGAGCCAAUAAGAUGACUGGUCUGAAUAGGGAAACUGUCAGAGCUGGACUGGAGGACUUGAUGGAUAUCAAAGUAUUUCACCACAAUCGACCAACAAGAACCAGUCCAUGUGACGUCAACAACGGCGGGUGCAGCCAUCUUUGUCUUCUCUCUUCAUCACCUGAGGGGUUCACCUGCGCCUGCCCUACCGGUAUCAUGCUUGGCGAUGAUGGCUUCACCUGUAACCAAGAUCUUGAUAAGUUCUUGGUAUUUGCUCAUAAGACUGAUGUCCGAAUAGUCUCCCUUGAAACCCAGUAUGCUGUUGAUGUGGUGUCACCAAUUGACGAAAUUACAAAUGCAGUGGCAGUUGAUGUCGAUACAGUCCAACGCAAGCUGUACUGGGCAGAUAAGAUCACCCAUACAAUCAUGCGGUCAAGCUUGAAUGGCUCGGACGUUGAAACCGUCCUGGACACCUGUUUGGACACGGUGGAAGGAAUCACCGUGGAUAGCGGCGGUCAGAAACUAUACUGGACAGACGCAGGCAGGAAGAGGAUAGAGGUAGCUGAUGUGAACGGAUCAAACAGGAAAGUCCUGGUGUGGAGGGAUCUGGAAGAACCACGCGGGAUUGCUCUGCAUACUAAGAGAAGAUUAAUGUUCUGGUCAGAUUGGGGAUCACGACCUCGCAUUGAACGAUCCUCCAUGGAUGGCACGAGAAGACAAGCAAUCGUCACUUCCAACUUAGAAUGGCCUAACGGGGUCUGUGUCGAUCAGACUAUUGAUAGGAUAUUCUGGGUUGAUGCAAGGACUGAGCGUGUGGAAUCCUGCGCUCUGGACGGCAGCUCACGGAGGCUCCUCGUCUACGAUGGCGUCAGUCACCCGUACGGUCUCACCGUCCUGGAUGACUAUAUCUACUGGACAGACUGGGAUACCGGUGCUAUUCAUCGAGCUGAAAAGCAGGAUGGGGGCGGGGCCAUCGACAUCUUGGGAAACUUUGAUAGUUUGAUGGACAUCAAGGCUGUCAACAUGCAGGACAAAGGGGAGAAUGUUUGUGGGUCUGAUAAUGGUGGAUGCAGUCAUCUCUGCUUACCGAACCCACAGGGUUACUCCUGCGCCUGUCCAACUGGUAUCAUCAUAAAUCAAGAUAAUAGGACGUGUCCUGAUGUCCCCUCCACAUUCCUCCUGUUUGCCAACAGUCGCAGCAUCCGACGUAUCUCCAUGGAUACACCCGACCACACCGACGUUUCUCUUCCGUUUGAGAAUCUUGGGAAUGCUGUAGCUUUGGACUUUGAUAGCAUCGAUAGAAAGAUUUACUUUACUGACGUCCUCUCAGAUAUUAUUGGCCGAGCUGAUUACGACGGUCGGAACAUGGAGGUGAUUGUUUCUGAAGGCCUGGAGACCACCGACGGCAUCGCUGUGGAUUGGAUUGGUAGGAACAUGUUCUGGACUGAUGCGGGUUAUAAUCACAUUGCAGUAGCCAGACUGGAUGGUAGCUCCCGUAAGGUAGUGGUGUCGUCAGGUCUUCAUGAACCAAGGGCUAUAGCUCUCUUUCCUUCCAGUGGGUAUAUGUUUUGGAGUGACUGGGGAAACCAUCCAAAGAUUGAGAGGGCGCACUUCGAUGGCACCGGACGACGCACCCUGAUAAACACUGAUCUUGGCUGGCCUAACGGUCUCACCAUCGACUACGCCAUGCGCAGGCUCUACUGGGUGGAUGCCUAUCUUGAUAAGAUCGAGACGGCAGAUUUCAGCGGGAAGUUUAGAGUCGUUUUGACCAGCAAUGUGACUACCCAUUCCUUUGGUUUGACCAUGUUUGGAUCACAUCUUUUCUGGACCGACUGGCAGACCAAUACAAUUGAGACUGUGGAGAAGACUACAGGCAAAGAUGUGGUCACAUUCCAGAACAAUCUAGAUUCCCUAAUGCACAUCCAAAUGGUGUCCCCUCUCAGGCAGACUGGCACAAACCCAUGUGGUGUGGAUAACGGUGGUUGUAGUCAUCUUUGUCUAGCCAGACCUCAGGGCUAUGUGUGUGCUUGCCCUGAUGAACCCGAUGGAAGGACAUGUUCACUGACACCCGGAGCCAUCGAUGUCAACGAGACUCCCAAACCAUCGCCAGGUAGUACGACCACCAAACACCAACCAGGCCCCGUCAUCACCCAGCCACCAAGACCAGGAGGUACUGACAAGCCCCCCAAAGGACCGGUAGAGAUCACCCUUGAUCCUGGUAAUGGUGACCCAUGGAAGAUCCUCACUACUGUUAAACCUAUGAAGACCAACCUUCUCGGUGCUCCUCAUGGAUGUUCGCAAGAAGAAGAGGCGCUGGGACUUUGUGACGACGGGGUCCAGGCUUCGAAUAAGAAUGGUUAUCGUAUGUUGUAUACCUACAUCGUAGUGGGUGUUUUAGCGUUCCUCAUCGUUGCUGUGUUACUCAUGCUGGUUAUAUUGUGGAGGAGAAGCAGGAGAAGAAGGCGGCGAUGUCGUCUCGACAGUCGCAGCAAUUUCUACAAUCCUCGUUACAAUCAUAUGACCAAUGAAGUUAUGAUUGAACCACGGAUUACAAGGGCGUGGAUAUCAUACUCUACACCAGUGAGCAGGGAGCAUUCGCAUAGCUCCAGUGGUAGCCUGCCCAACAAAGUAAAUAACGAGGAGCUUGACAAAAUGCUGCCCCCUCCUGUUUCGUUUGGAGCAAUGUCCUCCUGUCAGGUACCAUGUGCGGUGCCAUACGGUGCCGCCGCACCAUAUGGUGCCACUGCACCGUGUUACUACGACCCAAGGCCGUGUGAGAGACCGAAAAAUGUGAACCUCGACUCUUGCGGCAGCGGGGCAUUCUCGUCUUUUCGGGACUUAAAAAUAACGGAGAAUAAACUCCAUAAAUUCACAGACAAUAAUUGUGAAUAGCAAGUCGUCAGUAUGUGUGUGUACAUAUUUAUAGAUUAAGCUGCAUUUUGUAUGGACGACAUCAGAACUGUGAAAGACAGCUUUUAUUUAAACUUUUUUUGUGCAGUAUUCGAGGAGACUUUCCUCUUUAUGUUAUUGGAGAUUUAACAAGGGCAACUCAGCUCUCUAUCUUGACUCUCUUUCAAUGUGCCUUGAACAUUGUGAAUGACUAAUGUUUAGAUUCUCUCACAUCCUGAUGCCUAAUAUAUCUACUUCUGAAUUCUCCUGGAGCAGCUGGAUUCGGGCUGGAGACAGGUCUCCAAAACACACCCAUCGACUCCUGCAGAUAACCCUUGGAUUUGAAACUAAAAGCUUGAACCUUUGAACCUUGAUCAGUUGAUCCCUUGCGUCACUCUUUCGAAAUUAAAAUAGGAUAGUAGAGCAGUCUUCCUGAAGAUUCCUCUUGGUUUAUUACGUCCUCAAUUAUCCUGGAGCAGCUGGGUUCAACUGCUGCAGAUAACCCUAGGAUGGGAAAUUCAAACCUUGAACCUUGAAGAGAUGAUCCCUUACAUAGCUCUUUCCAAGCUAAACUAGCUUUUAUAGGGUCAUAGAGCGGCCUCUUCUACUAUUCCUGAAGGCUUAUCAUCUUCUUUUCUACUAUCCUGGAGCAGCUGAAUUAAGACUGCAGACAGGUCUCCAAGAUAUCCCAUUGACUCCUACUGAUGGACCUACGUCAAGAAACUCAAAGAGCAAAUCGUAAGCAAGAACCUCUGAGACAGGACAUAAUGCUACACUAGGUGUUACCCAUUUACCUCACCUGGGUCGAGUGUGUCAAAUAUAGAGUAACACCUUGCCAGCAAAGGAUGUAAUUGAUGUGCCCGGACUUGAACCCUUAACCUUGGAUACAUAUCCACACUCGUCACCACAGCAUCUCUAUGCUUAAACCAUUAGACCUUGUAAUCAUCUCUUAUGCAUCCGUAUUCAAUAUGCAUGGAACAUCCGCUUUCCAAGUCAUAUGCAAUUUUCUUACUUAUUCAUCACUAUUAUCAUUUUCUAUUUGAUACCAUUAUAAUUAUUGUAAAUAAACAUUGGACUAUUGUUCAUGUACGUUUGAUCAGCACAUCACUGCCUGCGAGUGCUUUGACCUAUUCAUUUUUUAUACUGUGCUUACUUCAGCAUUAAUUUACUUGAUGAAAAGUGAGCUAAUGCUAUAUCACUGCCAAUGGUGAACAGUGUAAUUGUUUUAACGUAGAGCAAAUUAGCAAUUGUGUUGUUUGUUUUGUUCAGUUGAUUCAUGUAAUUGAUUGGACUUAUUACAUGUAGAUCGAUUCAAUUGAUUAUAAAACUUAUCGAUGGGAAUGUUAGUUGUAACUGAGCCCAGAUAGGAUUGGCUUUAGCCUGUUAAUGGAAAGUUGCUAUUAACAAAAAUCAAUUUUAAUUUUAGAUCGAUUACAAUUCUGUUAUAGUGUUGAUUGCAAUUGUUCUCACAAAAUUAGCACCCAGCCAAAGUAAGCUAUUAUAGUAAUUUCUGGCGAAAAAGAUUUGAAAAUUAAAAAGCUUUUGCAAAGUUUCCCACAUUUGUGUUAAAUAAUGUAACUUUGAGAGUUGUUACUAUACAUGUUCUUGUUCUUAAAGGCUUUUAUAAUAUUGUAAUAAUCUAUGUUGCAUAUGAGCAGUUGAUAAAGUGUGUUUACUGCAUUCGUAUGAGCUGGAUUCAUUAUUGUACAUUGACUUGCAUUUACAUUAUUAUGUUAUGUACCAGAGUUGUUGGAAAGAUUGGUAACACUUCUUUGCAUUGCGUGCAGUGUUGAUGGUGCAGUGACUGUAUAAUAGGAAUGACAUGCGCUCACUCUGAGCCUUGAAAAAUAUGAUUAUUGGCGUGACUAAGGUGAAUUAACCUUCUCUUUAUAUCAUUUCCUUUUGAGGUUUUAAACAAAUUACCACAAAGCAGAAUUUUCAUGAAUAUUUGGCAGCUUUAAUAUCAAAGAUUUAUUUAGCAUGAAUGACUUGAAAUUCAUGGAAAUAGCUAGGAACUGAGUAAACUACAUACUCAUUUAGAUCAGCUCACUCAAAUUUUGCACUAAAGUUUGUUUAUUUUCUUUUUCAUCAGUACUGAUUAAGAUUUUGAAUAAUCAUGUAAUCAUAUAAUUGACUUUAUUUUUUUAAUGAGAGAAAAAAGUCUAGAUUUUUUUGGAGAGAAGUUGAAAAGAUUUCAUACCAUUUACAUGUACAUUUAGCACUGUGAUCUUCUUAUGACUACAUGUAUGUCAUAUACAUUAAAAAGAGGAAAGUUUGAUGUCAUGGAGAAAUGAUAUCCCCUAUAUCUAAUUAAAUGUGAAUAAUACUAAUUGUUUUUAUACUAGGAGGUAAAAAAAAAAGUUGAUUUGCAAUACAUGUGGGUUAUCUUUACUGCAUGCCUGGUUGUGUUUGGGUUAAACUAAAAUAUGAGCUUUUAUUAGAUUAUUUCUAACAAAACUACAAAAACAUUUUUUAAAUAUCUUUUUAAGUUAAAGAAACAACUUGAUUCUUGCCAUUUUUAAGUCCAAAUGUGGUUACAUGCAUUUGUAAGACUUUUAUUCUAACAGAAAACUCUCAUGCAGUUGGCUUGAGAAAGUCCACAGGCGUGGACGAAAGCUCGCCCCAAAUUAUCAUUAGGUUGGUUGAAGCUUAAAAAUUAUUGAACUUUUAUUCUUGCUUUAAUACAUGAAUGUUGCCUGUAUUUUUCAUUACAAAGAUUGUGAAAAGCAAAUGUCUGUAUUGUUUAAGGCAAUUGAAGUACAAUAAGGUUUUUUUUUCUUCAUUUGUGUGGAAAGAAAAUUAAUGGAGGAAUUUGCAGUUUUGGGGACACCAUGAAACAAUAAAACAUGUGUUUGUUUGUUUGUUGUAUUGCUGUUGAUAUUUUAUAAGAAUUCAGAUUUGUAAACAUGUAGUUGUUUUCUGAGAUCUUAUAACUCUGAACAUUUUUAUUCAUUUUUAAAUAUGUGUGCAAGAUCUACUUGGGCGGAUUCCAUUCUUUGGGAUUUUUAGGAGAUUGUUAGCUAAGAUUUAUAUUUUUCCAUUGUAAAAUCAAAAGUGUAUAUUUUGUAUUUUUUUUAAAGCUAAAUAGAGUAUCUUAUAUUUUGAUGAACAGUGAAAAAAAACAUAUGUUUUCUAAUUUACAUCUAAUGAAAAUGUUUUGUAAAUUUUUAUCAUGUUUAAAUCUAAAGAGCAAGACAUAAAUUGUGUUUUUUAUUGUUUUAUCAAGCAAAAAUGAACAGUUCAUUCAAAGUUACAGAGUUAAUUAUGUUAUAUGUAAACUAAUAAAGAGUAUGGGUAGCUUGUGCUACACCAGUUUUUAUAUUGAGGUCAAUUUAAUAUUGAGUUAAAUGCAGUGUUAAUGCUUAAGCACAUUGCAUUGUGUGCAUUUUAAUUAAGAAUUCUGAAAUAUUUAUGAAGUUUAAACUUUAUUAAGAUUCACUUUGAUUUUUUCCUGAAGCCGUAUACUACUUCUUUGUUUACUGCUGUAAAAGUUUAUUUCAAAGAUGUGAUAUAUUUUUUAAUCUAAUAUUCAUUUCAAAGUUUUUAAAGCCACAGAUGUUUGGUACAAAAAAAGGGAGAAUUUUGAAGGCUUUAUAUUUACUAGUAGUUAAUGUCUUGAUUAAAAGAUAUUUCAAACAAAGUCAUUAGAAAAGGCUACUCCUGUAUGAAUAUUACCGAAGCAAAAGGAAAAAGAACAAAUUGUUUCCCCUCAGAAAAGGAAUUUGAUAUUCAUGAAAAAGUAUUAGAUCUGGAGAAUUAUCAUUCUAAUUUUGCCCUUUUAAUUUAAAAUUAUUGUAAAUUUUUUUUCUUUUUCUUUUUGCUAAUUCAAAUGAAACUUGAGAAGUUAUUUUUAAUCUUGACCAAUAUCAGUGCUUGUGUUUUGACCAAAUUGGCAACAAUUUUGGACUUAGCUGUGUGUACUAAGCCAAGUUACACUGCCUUGAAAAAUCAACAGUAUUAACAUUUAUAAUCGAUAUGUAUUCUACUUUGACUAAUUCUCCUCCCACCAUUACCUUGUAAUCUACCCAAGGGGGUGUGUUUCACAAAGACGUGUUUUGGUGCCAGUGUGAUGCAUAUUAUCUCAUUGAUGAAUGUGUCUCCUGAUUUUGAGCUGACCAAUGUGUUAAUGCAUUGGGUACCAUAUGCCAAUGGACUUGAAGUAAGAUUUUUUAAGUCAGACUUAAAAACUUGUGAAACAUUCCCCCUCCCCCACCCCCAGACAUGCCAUUUCUUAAUCCCUUCCAUAUUCAUAAACUCGUAUGUAUUUGACUUUUGAUUAUUAUUUGUAAAUAUUCAAAGCAAAGUGAUCUGUAUAUUUUGUUUGCAGUCUAUUUUAUUUCUUAUGUAUAGAUUAUGUAUUUUUUAACGGGUAUUGCUGGAAUAAAUAUUAGUUUUGCUUGUAAAAAAUGAAUGCAUAUUUGAUAAUAGAGACAAGAUGUACAAUUUCGUUACAAGUUAUAUAGAAAUAUAUUUUAUAUAUAUAGCGAUCGCAGGUUGAGAAGGAUGCUACAGGGUGGGUAAAAAACAACAACCAACUUUCAUGAUUUUUUAUGAGAGCAUUAACAAGUGGAUAAUUGUGAAUAUAUGCUUUGAAAUUGAGACUUCUCAGCAUUCCAGAGACACUUGAGUUUGGUUUCUAUAACCAUGCAUCUUAGCACCAUUGUUCUUAGAACGUUCUGCAAUCUAGCCAGUGAUUCUUUUCCUUUGCACAUUAAAUAUCGGUUGGCAGUUUGUGAGUGCGCACUUAUGAACAGUUAGUUAUGCAUUUUCUGUAUCAUCAGUUAUACUUGAUAUUUUG
Messenger RNA from Lytechinus pictus (painted urchin), 10524 nucleotides. Its product is annotated as low-density lipoprotein receptor-related protein 4-like. The record is from RefSeq and is a predicted model, not a curated record. Gene Ontology annotation, molecular function: calcium ion binding; protein binding. The transcript has 33 exons. The coding region runs from base 87 to 5729 and encodes 1880 amino acids. Lineage: Eukaryota; Metazoa; Echinodermata; Echinoidea; Temnopleuroida; Toxopneustidae.